Molecule: messenger RNA, 7213 nt
Organism: Biomphalaria glabrata
Lineage: Eukaryota; Metazoa; Mollusca; Gastropoda; Planorbidae
Exons: 6
Coding region: 711-3515 (934 amino acids)
Source: RefSeq, a predicted model, not a curated record
AACUUUUGAAUUGAAGAUAUAAAAAAGGAAUGUUUACGUUUUUCAGUAGUCUAUUAUUUUAACUUAAGACUUCAUUCUAAUCUAGAUCUAUCUAGAUCUCAAGAUCUUAAUGCUUAGGUCUAAAUUUAAGCUCAAGAAAUUUAUUGGAGUCUAAGUCUAGGCUCUAGAGUAGUAUAACCCAUAGAUCUAGUAAUAAAUAAGUCUGUACUGUCACUAAAAUAAUAAAAAUAACGUGUAACUUUUUUAACACUCACUCAGAGUCACUGACUCAGUUGACUAAGUAAAAGUUAAAACUAAUAAUUAUAAAAACACUAGAUCUAAGUUUACUAAAUGAGUCUAAUGAUUUAAAUUAUUUAAUUAUUCUAAUCUAAAACAUUUUAUUUUAACUUAGACGACUUAAAUUUAGUCUCUGUCUUUGAGUAAAACUACAUCUAAAAUUAAUUUUUUAUCCAAGUCCAAGAGAUAAAAAGAAUUUUAAUUUAGAAACUUUGCCUUUGGUAUACCGAAAUUUUUAGUAUCUCUCUAACUCUAGGAUCUAGAAUACUCUAGACUCUAGAUUAUAUUAUUACUAGCCUAACUAGUCUCUAGAGAUCUAGAUCUAUCUCAGUAUCACCAAUCACUGGCUGGGUAUCUGUCACUCACUCACUGACUCAGUGACUGUUCAUCUCAGAAUCUAUGACUACGUGAAUCUAACUCAAGAUAUAUUAAUAAUGGGAAAUAAUCAAUCUGAGCCUAGUGAUGAUGAAAACCAAAAAUAUUUGUUUCACGAAAAAACACUAAAAGAAGCUGAAAAUGACUUGAACGUAAUAUUCCCCCCAUGCCAAUCAAAUGAAGACGAAUAUUUUAGUGCAGACGAAGGUGACAGUGUAAGGAGUAUUACUCCUCCACGAACUCGGCCUGAAUCAUCCUCAGAAGAAGAAGUCUCUGAUAGUGGAGAUAAUGGAGAAGAAAGUUGUCUGGCUGAGCAGCCAAAUUCUGAUUUGGACAUUAAAAUAGCAGCCAAGUCAAACUUAAGAUCAAAAAAGAGCUGUGGCCAAUGCAAUGUUAGUACUUUCCAGGAGCAUGAUAGCAUUGGUCCUGAGAUAGCAGCCACCAGACGAGCAGGCAGAAAUUCUGCAUAUUCUGCCCAGAAUCAAAGUGCUAAUGCCUCACUUCCAGUGGGCAUUGCAUUGUCUUCUGAAAUAUCACCAUUUAAACCCAUUACAUCAGAUUCCUCAAUUAUUGAAGAUAGGUCUACCUCAAAAGUAGGUAGCCGCCAUAAAAUUAAUUGUAGUAAACGCAAACGUCUUGGAUAUUUUGAAUCUGAUUCUGAGGAAAAUGAAGAGCAGGAAAACUCAGGAUCACCAGUGGAUGAAAAAAAGAAAGCUUCCAACAAAAAAGUAAAACAGAGUACUUCAAGUUUCCCAGUAGUGGUGACCACCAAGAAAGCACUUUACCUACAAAGAAAUCAAGAUACUGACAGUGAGAACUCUGAUUCUGAUAAAGCUGAUUCAAUAAAUAAAAGAAUUCCACCACUAAGGAAACGCCCCCAAGGGAGGGGGUCUUCAACAAAAGAAACACAGGCAUAUCUGGGUCAAAAUGUUUUAGCUGUUGCGAACAUAGAAGGAAGUCCCAUGGAUCAUGGGGCACAGAGCUCUGAAAAUGUAAAUGAGGAUGUGAUCUCAUCUAAGCUGAUUCAAAGGGAAAGUGAAAAAAAGUGUGCUGCAUCUACGAAAUCAGAUAACAGGCAUAACAGAAAUCCUCUUGAUAAGGUGGUUCCUAACAGUCAGAGGGUUUCUUCAGACUUGAUAAUUGAGGGUUGUAAGGCAACUCCUUAUUCUUCCACACCUCCCAUGGUAUCACAGCUGACUAAUUCAGUUGCUACCAACACUGUAGUUAAUUCUGGUAAUUCUGCUUUUGUCUCAACUCGUCCUGAGGGCAUCAGAAGGCCAUUCCCAACCCCACGCCAACAGCCUGAGAAUUCUGCUAACACAUCUACUACUUCUCAUCACAGUGUUGACAAAGUUGAAGACUCUAAGUCACCUUUCAAAGAUGUUGUUCUCACCCCUACUAAAUUGGCCAAUAGAAAUGACUACAGAUGGUCAGCCAUGAGGGACAGUACUGCUGGCAUAAACUGUCAGCAGCAGUGUUUGAGCUGCGAAAGUGAUCUCAUGGAAGUAGAUGACCAAUCUAAUUCAAAUGUUUACUGUCCAGAUUAUAGGAACAAAAAACAUAACAGUAACUUAACAGCAGAAAAUUUUAAAAGAAUCUGGUCCGAAAAGAAAAAAAACAUCAGCUCAAAUUUCAAAUCAUUUAUCAAAUCUUUAUCACCCUCCACUUCCCUUAACUCAAAAGAUGAUAAUCAAAAGUCAUUUGUUUCAACACCACCAAAGCCAGUCAUAGCUACAAAUGAAGCAUUUGUAUUGAAGCAACCACAAAAUACCAUAACCACAUAUGUGAGCAGUGAACGGAAACAAAGAUCUUUUGUAAGCUCUUCACCCCAUGAAAGCCGAUCCCGACAACAUUCCCCAGCCAAAACAGACAUAUCACCAGCUCAGAAGAACUCUCCAAUAAGUGCACUCUCAUGGCCUAAGAUGUCACCAAUUUCUUCAUCUCAGACUCUUCAGAAAACAUCAAAUCAGAAAAAUGAUGAAACUUUUCAAAGUCACAGCUUUAUUUCAGAAAGUUCUGCAAGUUCAGAAAGAGUUACCCGGGUCUCAGGAUUAUCUACUCCAGGCAGCAGCUAUCAAAAUACUUCAUUUGAUUUUCUGGAUAAAUUAGCCAUCAACAUACUUCCUAAUUCAGCAUCAAAUGAGGUCCUAAGUUUUAAGCUUGCUGGCCUAUUUGCUGUCCGCAUAAGUGUCAGUGAUUUGUCAGAGCAGUCCACCGUCGGCAUCGUUAAUUGGACUGAUGGAGGACUUACUCACACAGUGACUCCGUGCAGCCAGAAGAUAGCAGCCAAAGCUGGGGCUUUGAUGAGAGCUGCUUGCAGUGAUUACAUUGAAAAUAAGGGAAGUGAUUUAGAGGCCCCUGACGUACUGACUACUCCAGCAGGUGGACAGUUUGAUAGAUCAGUAGAGGCUUUGUUACAUGUAGUAGCCCCCCACUGGAUAGAGGGGAAUGAGACUAUCAACAAGCAAGCUCUUUUGGAAGUGUAUGCCAACUGUUUAAGAUUUGCUGAUGAAAGGCUUGGCCUGGAUAGUUUAUCUUUCCCAAUCAUUGGAGAAGAUUAUUAUCCUGUGGAUGUGUGCAUCGAAGCAUUCUUUGAUUCUCUGAUUGUCUACUUGGGAGAGCAUACCUCAUCACCACCCAGGCUAACUUUGAUUCAGCUGAUAACGCCCAAUCCCGAUGUGGCUCAGUUUGCUGCAGACUUUAUAGUGCCUCGGAUGAACGAGAGGUCUUCAGGUGACAGUUCAAAUGUGGCCAGUGCUACAAAGUGUCCUUCCGCAAGCACUCCUACAGAGAGAUCAUCAGAAGAAAACAAUAGAGAUAGAGCUCCAUCUGGCCGCCUACGAGUCAAAAGACCACGAUUGUAAAAAAAAAUAUUUUAAAAAUGCGCAUGUGCAUUUUAAAAUGUACACUGUAAUCUACUUGUCUAAAUGUAUAAAUUUAACCUAUGUAUAAAACUUAAGUCAAUUAGGUACAUUACCUAUUAUAAUUUUUAUUAGAUUUUUUUUAGUAUUUAUCCUUGAAUGUCAAUUGUCAUAGUUUUAUAUAUUUUUUAAUAACCCUGAAGUCUGAGCUGAGCUUUUUUUUUUUGUUUAACCUAUGCAUGAUGAUGGCCCACAGAAUGAUACUGGUAUGUGGUUUUAAGAUUUUGAUCUUUUGUGAAAACAUUUCUAUGGGUUAUUUUUAUUGUUGUUAAGUAAUCUAAAAUUGGGCAAAAAAGAUCGUAUAUAACUUUUGGUUAAAGGAAGUAUAUUUGCUUAAAGGUUCUGAUAAUUUUUCCUAAUCAAAUAUUAAAAUAAACAACACAUUUAGAAAGACAUUUUUAAUAUUCAUUGUUCACAAUUGUGAUACAUAUUUGUAAAGAUAUUCUAAAUUUAAAAAUGAAAUUUUAACAGUAAAACAUUGACUUUCAGUUAGUAAUCAUUAUGGUUUAACUUUUGCACUGAACUGUGGGCCAACAUUACACAAUUACUUACUCUCUAAAUUAACAUGCAAUUUUUAAUGGGAAACACAGUUUGACAAUAUUGCAUAUUACAACAAUAUUGCUUAUUUUAUGCUGCUUAAUUUCUAGUAAAUUUUUAUCCUUUUAUAUUGUUCCUUACCAUUAUAUAUGUAAAGCAUAUAUUUAGAACUAUUGAUAUGUAGGAAAGGGUUUCCCACUGUGCACUUCAGAUAAGUGUUAUAUGGUAGAGAGAAGUAUCUGUAAAUAUUACUGAAUAUAAGCUUAAAAUAUGUUAUUCAGAUGUUUAUGCUGCUCAAAACUACUUGCCAGCAAAUGUGGUGCUCUAAUUACUGCAGGCGAAUCCCUUGGCUUUGACAUGGAUUGUUUUAGGUGAGAACCUGGUGGGAGAUGAGAAGAGGAACCUAGGAUAUUCUUAGUCAACAGACAUUCAUUUAGUUAACUCUUUCUCUCCGUAAUUAUUUUCCACGUUCUUACUGUAUUAUUCAUUUUCUCAUAUGUAUUUCACUACCCUUUUCUUAUUAAACUGUAAUAAGUUUUAUGCUUGUUAUCAGAAAAUGUUAUAUUUGGUAUAGAAUUAAAUGAGAAUGCAUGCCCUUUUUUAAGAAAACAAAUUGAUGUUUAUCAAACCAAAAUAAAAGUUUAUUCUGGAUAAUGGUAUUUAAAAAUAAAAACUUACCCACUGUGGAAAAGUCACUUUAGAAGUAGAUCUAGACUAGAUCUAGGCAAUAUUUUAUGAUCCAAAUUGAGCUAAAUGUAUUCUUUAAUGAUAGUUAUUCAUAUUUAAAAAAAAGUAUUAUAUUAAUAUAUAACCUUUCAGUUUAUUGUCUUUAGGUCACUAUCCCAUAUUACCACUCCUGAAAAAUGCAUAUAAAAAAAUAGAGCCUUUUUAAAGCCCCCACUCUUUAAUAACAUUGUUUUUGGUAAAAAUACAUUAAAAAUGAAAAGAAAACCUUAUUUUUUUUAAUAGGGAAAUUAUUCAAAAUAAAUUAUAAGCAAUUAAAAACAUUUGGGGAGGAAAGAAAACCAAACUGACAUCAAUGACAAUAUCAUUGAUUAGGCUGCAGAAUGGAGUAAAAUCAAUGAUGGUAUCAUCAAUUAGGAGAGAAAGAGUUUAAGCAGUAAAAUGUUUUAUAUGUUUCCGAUGUUCCUUCAGAGUUGAAGAUAAUUUACUUUCUAGUCCAAACCUCCCACAGGAUGACAGGGGAUGGAAGCGGGCAGAUUUUGAUCCCAGGACUAUCCUUAAGUCCGAACGACAGUCCUGCAUGCAAACCACACGACCAAGCAGUAUUUCCCGAACUUUCUCAACGGAACACUUCGCAUAUUUGGAGAAUUUAGCUGAACACUUUGCUUAUAUUUUAAACUAGAUUAUUUUCUGUUUUUUUAAUAAAACAAUAAAAAUAAUUAAACCAUUUUCUAAAUUUAGCUUUAUUAGUUUUUUUCAGAUAUAUAACUAGGCCUAUAAUAAAAUACAUACAAAAACUUGUGAAAAAAAUAAGGUUGAUUAACUUAGACCCUAACCAUAACUUUUUUAUUAUCACGAUAUUGGUAAGAGAAAUUCUAAAAUCUGAUGUGGCAUUGAGCCUGUUUGUAGACUUUUACUUUUGUGCAACAUAAUCAGAGAAUCCUACAUUGCACAAAAAGGUGGUAGACAACUGAAACAAGAAUGGCUUGUUUGAAAUAUGAGGUGCUAAGGCUGGGUGGUCAUUUGCUUGGAUUCUAAAAAGGGGAUCCUGAGUUUGAAUCCUAGUGAAGACUGAGAUUUUUAGUUUCAGUAGCUUUAAGGUGCCUUCGAGUCCACUUAGCUCAAAUGCGGUUGGCCGUUGUGCUGGCCACAUGACACUGUGCUCAUUAAUUGUGGCCCGCAUGAUCUGAAAGGGGAACUUAUUUGACACAUUUCCAUACGGUAAUUAAUUAAUAUGUAUAUCUAUUCAUUAAUUACUCCAUAGUUCAUGGAACAAUCAUUCAGGAACACAGUUUGGGAAAGAAACACAGAGUUGUAAUUAAAUGAUGUAAGUUGUCUGUAAUGCUUAACCAAGAGAAUCUGAUCAUUCCACCAAUGCAGAACAUAAUGAUUAACAAAAUUUAAUACAUUAGUUUCACUAUGAAAACUAAAACUUAAUAAAGGUGGUGUUUUUUUUUCUUAUGAUUAAGACACUAAGCAUAUAUGUAUUAACAUUUAGUUAAAGCAUUUUUAAAUAAAGUAAAUUUUUAAGAUCAAUGUGUAGUUGUGUUUUAUCGCAAUAAAUGAUUUAUAACUAUCUAUCAAAUUAUUCUUGUGGCAGAACUGUUCCUUCAGAAAGCAAGAUUAAUAGAAUUAUGCCAUAGUUCUGCAGAAUGUCAGAGUUUGAUCUCACAAGUUGGAAUCUUAUAACUCUCAGCCAGGCAGCUAUCCUAUACCACAAUCAUUUUAGUCAUGAGGAAAGGUUGGGGAUGUCUUACUUUAGAAUAAUCAGUUGGAAUUAAAAGCUAAUUACUAAAACUAAGUACCAGUGUUGGUACUUUAUGGUCUUUAAUGUGCUGUAAACUAUAAAUAUGUACUAUCAACUGGUAGAAGAAUGUAUGUGACCAAUAUAAGUUAGUGAUUGAUGCUGUACCAGUAAUCGAUUGUAUGAACAGGAAACAAAUUAGCAGUGAGACCUUGUCCUAUCCCAACUCAUUAUGUUAAAACACUUAUCCUUUAGUCUCUGUUAGAGCAUAUGAUCUGGCUACCUGUAGUAUUGUCUUAUGUUCAAUAUAACAAAGGUUGAAUACAUACAUUUGUUUACAAAUUAUUAUAUGAACAAAAUAAUGUGAAAAUAAAACUUGUGCUGAAUCUUUAGCAUUGAUGUUAGGCAUCUUGGUGUGUAUGUGAUCAAAUUAGUACUGGUAUAGAAAAUUCUAACAUAUGGAGUGUAGAAUCCAUGCAAUGCCUACUCUUUUCUAAAUUUACAUCAGGAUUUUUUUUAGCUUUUUAAUAUAAGCGAAGAAUAACAUUUAUAACGGUCCAACAGACUAAGGGAUAGGUAAAGGUAAACAUCUUUCUGUAAGCAUACAAUUGUGAAAAAAUGAUUAACCAUAAGAUGAACUUUAUUUAAUGUACAAGAAAUAAAACAUCAAUCCAUG